This is a messenger RNA of Aegilops tauschii subsp. strangulata, 1388 nucleotides long. RefSeq lists its product as uncharacterized. Lineage: Eukaryota; Viridiplantae; Streptophyta; Magnoliopsida; Poales; Poaceae. The record is from RefSeq and is a predicted model, not a curated record.
CGGUCAGCACCGCUCGCAUCGCAUUGCCGCGCCUUCCCUUCAUUCCCACCCGCCUACUUCACGCGCACCAACCACCCCCUCCGCUGCUUCAGUUCGUCCGCUCCAUCCAUCCCGUUUCUAUUCCGAGUGGACGCCAGGCGCAUAGGUAUAUUUGGCUGUAGAGAGCCUGAUUUAGAAGAUAGGAGCACAUCUUUGAGAGGGAGGAGCAUGCCGACGGGAACCAUGAGGAGGAUGUUCGUCGAGUCGUCCUCGUCCUCCUCCGGGAGCGGCAGGGAGGCGGAGCCGGCGGUGGUGCUGUGCGCGCCCCGGCCCCGCAGGGUCCACGCCCAGCCCUGCAGCGCCGACCUCAUCCUCGGCCCCCCGCCCUUCCUGCUCAACGCCUCCUCCGGCAGCAUAAAGCAGAGACAAGGGAAGAGCAAAACGCGGGAGGAGGACGACGAGUCGGAGGAGGAGGGGGAGGGGGGCUGGGCGCUGUUCGGCGGCUCGCCGCCGGCGCGCGCGGACAACCCGCUCGUCCACGACCCCCACUUCCUGCUCAACCAGCGCCCCCACGCCGCCGCGGAAUUCAACCUCGCGGCGGUUUUUGACCACCACCUCCACCACCACAGCCGCAACCACCACCACGCCCCAACCACAUAUAGCAAUAGCGGCAAUAGCCACAGUUUUGCCCCGUCGUACACGCACGCCGCGCCGGCGGUGAGGAUCCAGGGGUUCGACGUCGCCGCCUGCCGGGGCUCCCACGCCAGCAACGGCGGAGGCCGCGUGCUCUCCGCCCGCGCAUGAGCCUGAGCCCCAGCCCGAGCCGAGCAGACCCGCAAGGGAGAAGCCACCCACCACCGUCGUCCUCACCGACCUUGUACAGUUUUCCGCCGGCCGCCGCGUAUGUACGUAUGUACGUACGUACGUCUAGUGUACUAGCAGUAUCACCAUAUGCUACGUGUGUUCCUUGUGGUAUAUACAUACAUACGGGUUUACGUGAUGAAUUAACAUGAGAUGGGUAGCCAGGGUCUCCUAAGACUAAGUAAGUUUAAUUAAGAGUAGUAGAAGAAGAAUGAUCAUCAUCAGCAGCAUACACAAAGAGAGGAUCUCUAUUUUUACCUUUUUUUCGAGUUAGUAGUUUUUUGUGUGUCAGCAAGUGUUGUGUAGAUAUCAUGAGCGUUAAUCUUGUUCUAAGAAGGGUCGGUCUUUUGUUCCCAGGAUGAACAUGAAAGAUGGCCUGUGCAGUUGUGCUGGGCCAUCGUCGUGUUCAUCGCACCGCCAUGUAACCAUGGUUGUAUUUGUAAAAAAGAGAAUGGAAGGAAGAAGAAAGAAGAAAGUGUGUACAUACAUAGACAUGUUGGUUAUGCAGCUGUACCAUGUAAUGGAAUUGCAUCAAGUUGAUUCAAUAA